Messenger RNA from Penicillium egyptiacum, 645 nucleotides. NCBI's taxonomy places the organism in Eukaryota, Fungi, Ascomycota, Eurotiomycetes, Eurotiales, Aspergillaceae. The record is from the annotation of a GenBank genome assembly.
AUGAAGACCACUUCUCUAUUCAUUGCAUUUGCUACGGCUGCACUCGCCCAACAACACACGCUAUGUGAACAAUAUGGUUACUACGCCAGCGGCGCUUACAGUGUCAACAACAAUGUUUGGGGGAAGGAUUCUGGAACUGGCUCUCAGUGCCUUUACGUCAACUCCGUCUUGGAUUCAGGCAUCUCAUGGUCCACCACUUGGACCUGGUCCGGUGGUGCGAAUAAUGUGAAGAGCUACCCUAACUCGGGCUUGGUUAAUUUGAAGAAGCAGCCCGUCAGCGACAUCGGUAGCAUUCCCACUUCUGUGAAGUGGAGCUAUGACACCACCGAUAUCCGCGCCGACGUUGCGUAUGACCUUUUCACAGCAGCGGAUAUCAACCAUGAUCCCUCUAGUGGUGACUAUGAACUCAUGAUUUGGCUGGCUAGAUACGGCGAAGUCCAACCCAUAGGUUCCCAGAUUGGGACGGUCACUGUUGGGGGCGCCACCUGGGAGCUUUGGAAUGGCGCCAAUGGCUCGCAGAAGACGUACAGCUUUGUCGCUUCAAAUCCUGUUAAAUCUUGGAGCGGGGAUAUCAAGGCAUUUUUUGACUACCUGACUGAGAACCAAGGAUAUCCAGCCAAAACACAAAAUCUCAUCAGUACGUGA